UGCGGGAGGUGGUGCGCUUUGGGGGGUCGUGUUCCAGGUUGGGCAGGCAGGCAGAUUCUUGGAGUUCUGAUUCGGAGAAUCCGGGGGGUUGGGGGGGACUUUCGGCGUGGGUUAAGUCUUGCAGUGCCGCGCCUUCUUGCGCUCGGGUCACGUGGGCCGACAGUAGCGCUCGCUGACAUUCACUGAGCACUGUCCCCGGGCUUCAAAUCCUCGGGUCCAUCAAGUGCAUUUGAGGGCUGUGAAACCGUUGUCUCAUUUGGUGUGUUGUGAAUCCCCAUCGUGAAAGGCGAAGAAACGGGAGGCCCAGAGAAGUGGAGGAAUUUGCCCAAGGAGUCACAGCUAGUGACUGUAGGAGCCAGGAUCGGAACCCAGAUCUGGCCCCCGAGCCCAGAGAAUCUUUAACUGCACUACUCGAGGUGUGCAUCUGCACCUGACCAAACCCAUGUGCUGCGGUUUGGCGCCUCCCCCCGACCCCCAAAACUGGGCUCAGAAAACAGCGCUUCCCCUUCACCGAAGAUGAUGCUUUAACCAGAUAGAGAAUCGGGAGGUUAUUAUAAGUAUCGCAGUGAUUUGUUACUCUUUAGGACAUUGGUUCCUGCUGGGGAAAGUGUUCUCACAGCCUUAUGCGUUCAGUGCCCAGCCCAGAGUUGGCUGUCCCUAGGUAUUUGUUGAAUGAAGGAAGGCUCUGCCACCUUUCUUGUACCUCUUUGAACUGCCUGAAGGAAAGAGGACCAGUUUGAGAGUCAGACUCUGCGCCACUCACUAGCUGUGUGUCUUUGGGUAAAUUUCUGACCUUCUCUGUGUUUAGUUUUCUCAGUGGUAAAGUGGAAGUACAGUUAACCCUUGAACAGUAUGGGUUUGAACUGUGUGGGUCCGCUUCUGUGUCGAUUGUUGAAAAUAAAUACAUUGGAAAAUUUUACGGAGAUUUGCAACAAUUUGAAAAACCUGGCAGACAAACGGCAUAGCCUAGAAAUACUGAAAAAAUAAAAAGGUACGUCAUAAAUGCCUAAAAUACAGGUAGAUACUAGUUUAUUUUAUUUACACCCAUAGUACAUACAAGCUUGUUUUAAAAAGUUUAUUACAAUGCACACAGAGGCUUGCAGACUGUACACAGCAUCAUGCGUAGUCGAGAGAAACAAGCCUAAAGAUGUGGUAUUAAAUCCUAACUGCAUAAAAUUACAGUAUACUGUGCUACUGUAAUAAUUCCAUAGCCACCCCCUGUUGCUAUUGCUGUGAGCUCAAGUGUUGUGAGUAUGUGCUUAACACGGUGUGUUGCUCACCAUCUCCACGUGAACACUUCGUUACUAGUAAAUUGCAAAAGGCAGUAAAAAGUGAUCCCGUGGUUCUCGCGUAUUUUUCAUCGUGUUUAGUGCAAUAUUGUAAACCUUGAAUAACAACACCACGGGACCCAUAUGAAAUGCCAGUAGUGAUUCUGGAAGUCCUCCCGAGAAGCAGAGAAAAGUCAUGACCUUAUGAGAAAAAGUUGAAUUGCUCGAUAUGUACUGUGGAUUGAAGUCUGAGGCUGCAGUUGCCUGCCAUUUCAAGAUAAAUGAAUCCAGCGUGAGGACCAUUGUAAAAAAAGAAAAGGAAAUCCGCGAAGCCGUUGUGGCAGCUACGCCAGCAGGUGCGAAGACCUUGCACUUCUUUGCGAGAUACUUUUUUUAUCUCGUAUUGAAAAUGCAGCUUUUAUGUGGGUGCAGGAUUGCUAUAAGAAAGGCAUCCCUGUAGACUCUAAUAUGACUCGAGAAAAAGCAAAGUCGUUAUACAACACCUUGGAGCAAAAGGAAGGAGAAGGAACUAAAGCUGGAGAAUUCAGUGCCAGCAAAGGAUGGUUUGAUAAUUUUAGAAAGAGGUUUGGCUUCAGAAAUGUCAAGAUGGCCGGAGAAGCAGCUUCUGCCAACCAACAGGCCGCCGAUGAGUUCCCACCUCAAGAGCUCGUAGACGGCCCAGCAGAGGAAUUAACCGGAGGUGCGUCAGUGCUGAUGAGAGCUUCCGGACCAGUGCCAGAUGAGGGACAUGUGGAAGCAGCAGAGCCAGAAAACAAGUUGACAUUAGACAACCUGGCAGAAGGUUUCGAUUAUUCAAGACGCCCUUGGCUUCUUUUACAACAUGGACCCUCUGUGAUCCGGGCACUGAGACUAAAGCAGAUGGUGGCAGAGGGAUUGGUACCGUACAGAAACAUCUUCAGAGUAAUGAAAAAGCAAAAAAGUCAGACAGAAAUUACAAUGUAUUUCCGUAAAGUUACGCUGAGCGUGCCUGUUUCUCCUGCCUGCCCUUCCGCCUCCUCCACCUGUCCCACCUCUGCCACUCCUGAGACCGCCAGGCCAGCCCCUCUGCCUCCUCGUCCUCAGCCUACUCGGUGGGCAGACGACAAGCCUGAAGACCUUCCUGCUGAUACGCUUCCGUGGAAUAAAGAGUGAAUAGUCUCUGUGCGGUACAGUUCAGCCUACCUGCUGUGUAUGCGAGUGAGUGUCUUCAUGUGAGAUCUAGUAACCGUAUGGCAGGAACUGCGGGAGACGCUUUGUGUCCCCCUCCGCCUCCGCCUGGGUAGUCGUCCUGUAGAACAUGCAAGACUCCUUUGCAAGUGGGUAGCCUAUCCUUAGAGGCUGUAUGGCCACCCUCCUCCGAGCUGUGUCACGGUUGGCAGGCCCAGCUGCAUGGAGAAGGCCUGUCUGCGGGCUGUGGUGCCGCACCGGGCAGGAUCCUGGGAGGUGGGUGGGGAGCAGGACCCCCACCCUGAAGGAGAAGCCUGCAGGCACGGAGACAGAGAAAUUCCAGAUGGUCUACCGGUUCGACGCUAUCCGAGCCUUCGGGUACUUGUCCCAGCUGAAGGUGGCGCAGACGGCCCUGACGCUGCUGGCCCUGCCGCCUGGCCUCUACUGGUACUCGCACGGCCUCGUGACUCUCGGCUCCUUGUGCUUUGCGGGCGGGAUAGCUGGCUUCGCCCUGGCCAUGCUCUGCUGGAUGAGCCACUUCCUCCGGAGGCUGGUGGGCAUCCUGUAUGUGAACGAGGCAGGCACUGUGCUGCGGGUAGCCCACCUGACCUUCUGGGGCCGGCGGCAGGACACGGACUGGCCCGUGGCUGAGGUGGUCCCCAUGACGGAGAGCAGGGACUGGCCCCAGGAGCUGUUUGUGCGUAUCCAGCAGUACAGUGGGAAGCAGACCUUCUACCUGACCCUGCGCUAUGGACGCGUCCUGGACCGAGAGCGUUUCACACAGGUGUUUGGGAUGCUGGACACCCUCAAGUGAGCUGGGAGCUGGGCCUCCGGGUGGCCCUGGGACGCCUGGAUCUCCAGCAGGAAGGCCGAGGGUGUGGGUGAGGCUGAAGAAGGGGAUCAGGCAGCUGGAGACUUUGCCAGGGCCUCUAGGCCCUUGUCUUUUGGGAUGAGGAAAGUCAUGAGGCAGGAGCUGGUAAUCGGGUUUACAGGAGAGGUCCUUAGUACAAAUUCUUAUUGCCUUUGUGUGUGACAUUCAGCCAGAUAAUGGCCAGAAGUUUCUGUUAACAGCCAGUUGUUGGAGGAAGCCAUGUCGGGUUCAUGCAAGCUGUGCUGUGCUGAGAAAUCAGAAGGCAGGGAGGUGUGGCAGGGGGAGCACAGGAUUCGGAGUGAGAACGCUUGAGUGCUGUCAGGUGUUAGUUCCUGGUUCCUGGUCCAGGUUAUUGAGUCUCGCUGAACCUUGGUUUUCACAUCGGUGAAAGGGAAAGUCCUGCCUGUUUCAUGGGAUGGGUGUGAGAAUAAACGGUAAAUGUCAAGGUCAGUGCAAAGGUGAUGGUGUGGUGCAAGGCUUCCAGGCAGUCAGGAGGGAUUUCCCAAGCCCUGUGCAGGGCCCCCUCAGGACUCAGCCUCAGAAAGGACCGGAAAGAAGCCUAGAUAAAGGUGGGUCAUUUGACCCCGCCAGGAUGGUGACCGCACAGUGACUGGGACAGGUGUUGGCCUGGCGAGCACAGCACCCCUGCCAAGAUGGUGUUCACCACCCAGACGUUCAGGGCCCUCCUGUCAGAAGGCUCUGCAGUGUCCUAAAGUGAGAUGAACUGUAUUCUGGUGCAUUAUUUUAUAAACUAAAGCUAAUGAUAUGCACUGCCUUUCCCUGUAAUUUGUCAUACACAUUUGUCAUGCAGUCUGUAACAGAGUAACAAGGGAAGACGUGAUCUUUAUAAUUCAGAAGUCAGUAACAGCACGUUUUGUUGUGUGGACUUAGAGGCUUUUGUAUUGCGGUAAAACAUACAGAACGUAAAUUUUUUCUUUGACCGUUUUCCAGUGUACAGCUCAGUGGGAUUAAGUACAUCUACGGUAUUGUGCAACCAUCACCUCUGUCCAUUUCCAGAACUUUUUCGUCAUCCCCAGGAAAACUCUGUCCCCAUUAAACAUAACUCCCCAUUUCCCCCUCCCCCUGGCCCUUGUGACCACUCAUCUGCUUUCUGUCUGUGUGGAUUGACUUAUUCUGGACAUUUCGUUUAGAUGGACUCAUACGCCCCGUGGUCUGUGAUGUCUGGCUUCUUUCACUUGCCCUCCUGUUUUCAAGGUGCAUCCAGGCUAUAGUGUGUAUGAGCUUCAUUCCCUUUUAUGGCGAAUAGUGUAUUACGUGUAGACUGUGUUUUAUUUAUCCCUCCGUUGAUGGACAUUUGUAUUGUUGCCAACGUUUGGCUCUUGUGAGUAAUGCUGCUGUCAGCAUGGCUGUAUAGAAAUCUGAGGCCCUGCUUUCGGUCCUUUGGGCUGUGUGCUGAGACGUGGAAUUCCUGGGUCGUAGGGUAACUCUACAUCUGACUUCGUGAGGAACCACCAGGUUUCCCACGGUGGCUGUGCGGUUUUAUAUUCCUCAGCACCGCGUGAGGGCUCCAGUUUCUCCAUGUCCGUCUUUUGGAUAAUUGCCAUCCUAGUGGGUGUGAAGUGGUCUCUUACUGUGCUUCCAGGCUUUUCUAAAAACAUAGAUGUUAUCCUGUAUCUGGAACUGCUGGGGUUUUUCCUUCCUGUAACACAUGACUGUCUUAGCUGUCUUAGCUGUAAACCAUUAAAAAUAUUCUGUCACAAGAAAAUAAAAACGUUGUAAUGAUGAGAGCUGUCUCAUGUUAACUAACCAUAUUGUAAUAAUUGUUUUGCAACAUAUAUACAUAAAUAAAUGAUUACGUUGUACACUUUAA
Messenger RNA from Ailuropoda melanoleuca (giant panda), 5137 nucleotides. RefSeq names its product transmembrane protein 186 (gene TMEM186). Gene Ontology annotation, cellular component: mitochondrion. The transcript has 2 exons. The coding region runs from base 2611 to 3249 and encodes 212 amino acids. The record is from RefSeq and is a predicted model, not a curated record. NCBI's taxonomy places the organism in Eukaryota, Metazoa, Chordata, Mammalia, Carnivora, Ursidae.